This is a messenger RNA of Closterium sp. NIES-67, 893 nucleotides long. The record is from the annotation of a GenBank genome assembly. Lineage: Eukaryota; Viridiplantae; Streptophyta; Zygnematophyceae; Desmidiales; Closteriaceae.
UCCCAAAACCCCCAGCUUGCAGUCACACAGCCGCGUCGUGGCGGGCGCCCACGUGGCGGCCGCACCAACCCUCAGGGAGGGGGUGGAGGUGGCGGUUGUGGGGGCAGCGGAGCCGGCGGCGGUGGUGGCGGGGUCGAGGGUGGCAGCAGUGGUGGUGGUGGAGGCAGUGGUGGCUCAUCUGGUAGCCGUGGUGGCCGCCCUGGCACUCUCCCCCCAUGCUCCCCUCCUUCCUCCAAAUCCUGCUCCUCCCCCUCCUCCUUCCUCAGGUGACAUUUACGACCCAGCUGUCCCUCACUCCCCUGCUCACUCUGCCUCAUCACACCAGCACCAGCAGCAGCAGCAGCAGCAGCAGCAGCAGCAGCAGCAGCAGCAGCAGCAGCAGCAGCAGCAGCAGCAGCAGCAGCAGCAGCAGCAGCAGCAGCAGCAGCAGCAGAAGGAGCAGCAGCAGCAGCAGCAGCAACAGCAGCAGCAGCAGGUGCAGCAGCAGCAGCGGAUGGAGCAGCAGCAGCAGCAGCAGCAGCAGCAGCAGCGGAUGGAGCAGCAGCAGCAGCAGCAGCAGCAGGAGGUGCAGCAGCGGAUGGAGCAGCAGCAGCAGCAGCAGCAGCAACCGCAGGCAGUGCAGCAACAGCAGCCGCAGCAGCACCAGCAGCAGCCACAGCAGCAGCAGCAGCAGCAGCAUCAGCCACUGCAGCAACCUCAUCGGCAUCGCCGCACCACCUCUCCUCCUUCUACAUCGACCAAGUCUUGCAGCGGUUCGACAUGGCGCAGGCGAAGCCGGUUACCACUCCCCUGCAGACCGACCACCAGCUUGCCCCUCCUCCUGCUCCCUCCUCCUCUGACCAUCCUUACGCUGAGCUCGUCGGCUCGCUGAUGUACGCUAUGAUGUGCACCCG